UUCAAAUAUCUCUAACGGUCGCCCCAGCGUGAGUUUUUAUUUUUUUUAAAUGCACGUGAUGUUAGCAUGUUCUCUCCAUUCCAGAAUGUGAUUGAUACGUAACAGUGCAUUUAAUCCGCGCUGCCCUCAAACUAAAAGCACGCAGCCCGUUUUUUAUUUAUAGGCUGUUUCAAUUUCAAAUGAAUUGCCAGUUUUUAUUUUCUAAGAACAGUUUGAAUUUAGGUGUGUUCCACCUCAUUCAUUCUCAUAAAAAUGGUCAUUUUUACUUUUGUGGACAAUUUAAUAUUUGGGACAUUUCUGACCCGGACAAAAUUCCCAAGCACUUCCCAAUUGUUUGUGCAGUUCAAGUCUGCAGACAUUUGCUCAUCUCCCGUCAGAACAGGAUCUGCACACGUGUUCACAUUUUCCAUCUGUUGCCCUCAUUGCAGUCAUUGUUUUCGUUACUAAUAACUUUGGAAAUGUGUGCGUUUCUAUCAAAGUGAAUUAUUACGUUGUAAUAGUUUCUAUGUCGUUUCUAUUGUAGCAUACUGUAUGUAUAGAGCAUAAUAUAUUUGUGUAUAUUCUUUAUAACCGCAGACACGUGAGGUAACGUUACUCAUUUUAUAACCUUCAUGGUGUUAUAUUCAAUCGUGCUUAGGUAGCUAGCUACUUCUAUCAGCUCUGUAAAACAAUGCUAAUUGCGUCAGAGAAGUAUUAUCUUGUGAUGUAUUUUGAAGCUACAUGACCUUAUGACUUCCAAGUGGCACAGCGGUCAAAGGCACAGCACAUCAAUGCUAGAGAUGACACUACAGACUCCCGGGUUCAAAUCCAUGCUGCGUUUCUAUCAAAGUAAGUGCCUAAUUAUGUUAGUUUCCGUAUGCCGUUUCUGCUGUAGCUCACUAUGUAUGGAGCAUAAGAUAUUUGUGUAUAUUCUUUAUAACAGCUGACACGUGAGGUAAUGUUACUCAUUUUAUAACCUUCAUGGUGUUAUAUUCAAUCGUGCUUAGGUAGCUAGCUACAUUCUUCCAUUAGCUCUGUAAAACAAUGCUAGUUGUGUCAGAAGUAUUAGCUUGUGUUGUAUUUUGAAGCUACCCUGGCCUUAUGACUCCCAAGUGGUGCAGCGGUCUAUGCCACUGCAUCUCAGUGCUAGAGGCAUCACUACAGAUACCCUGGUUCAAAUCCAGGCUGUAUCACAACUGGCUGUGAUUGGGAGUCCCAUAGGGCAGCGCACAAUUGGCCCAGCGUCCGAGUCUGGCCGGUGUAGGCCAUCAUUGUAUAGCUCUGUUCUGCCCUGCCUUGCCCCCUUGUGGAGCUCAAAAGUUAGUUUCUUACUGUUAUAACUCUGUGAUUUUGUCAAUGCAAUAAACUCUUCUUUUUUUUAGCAGUGAUCAUUAUGUUACUUAUUUGUAAUAUUGCUAUAUCCUAAUAUUGUAUACUAAUUAAUAUUUCCCCCUUUAUUCUGUACUUUCAGAAACCACAAACAGUAUUUGCCAAUAUCAUAACUGGAAUUGGACAUCUUUGGAGCUGAAGAAUAAGGACAGCUAUUGUAUGCUAACCUACACUCCUUAACAGUUGUACUGGAUGAAAACACAGCAAGAAAACACACAGGCCAAUAUGUAAUAGUCGUCUAUUUUAUUGCAGUAUUGGUAGUUGGUUCAACAACAACAACUUGUUGUACUAGAGGACAAAAAACUGAAUAUGCAUAACCCAUAUUUAAUAUUCAUGCAGUGACUGAACAACAACUGCAUUUCCACCCCCACCUCUAAAGGCAUAGUAUCAUGGCAGGUCACCUGUCAAGUCACCUGUCAGGUCAGUCAGUCACUUAUCGCUGCAGAUGUGCUCAAUAAUGCUUGAGCAUGUGAUACUCCUCAAAGCAUGGUGAAAUACAUAGAGGUGUAUCACAAGCUAAACACAUGUAUUUUGUCAUCUUCUCCUGGCGCCAGACAGGCAGACUUUGCAGUGCCUCCGUGUGCGACUACCUUGAGCAGCAGUUUGAGGGACUUUGCAGGGAAAAUGCUGUGUAGUGAGGCGUAGGGGAUUGUCUACAGCAGGGCGACCCCCAGUGGAUGGGCGCCGAGGGGUGUGGUGCUCCUCCAGCAGUUCUCUCAUGAGCUUCUCUCUGUACUUUUGGUAGGUAAUUACUUUACCUAUGAGGGAGUGAGGAUGAGGAUGAUGAGGCAGUGGGUAGGUGGGUGAGAUUUUGUCACUAUAAUUGCAUAAUGGAUUUAUGUGAACAGUACAACCAGUUACAAAAAUACCUUGUUCAGUAAUCAUCUCACCUGUUAGUUGGCGGUGAACUAUGCUGCCGUUGAGGACAGCAGUGUCGACCAGAUGGAAAAAAAAUAUCUUCUUAUACCACUUGGUCAUAUUCAGAGUGCAUUCCACAAAGCUGUUUAUCAUGUCCGCCUUAUACACGGCCCCCAUUUUGAGGAGAUAGUCAAGCGCACAAUCUGGUUUGAUCUUUCUCUCUCCCGUCAGGUGGUCCACCUUCCCUGUGGCCGACAUGGUUGCUGUAUGGACAGUGGAGAGGAAAAGGACGUCUUGUUUGUCAUGCCACUUUACUGCCAUCUGUUGACCGUUCUCCUGGAACUCCACCUCCCCUCUCUGCAUCUUCCUGCAUCCGUAUGCCGGCAUCCCCUUCCUGUUCGACCUGACUGUGCCACAGGCCCCUGUGCUGUUGGAGAGCAGAUGCUGUGGAAGAGUGUGGGACUGCUGUACCAAUUGUCCACAGAUGCAGUCGCAGGUAAAACACAACUUCCACCCAGAGAGUGAGGUGAACAUCAACAAGCUGGUGAACAUCAAGCUGACUGCAUCCUACACCUACCUCUCCCUGGGGAUGUAUUUCGACAGGGACGAUGUGGCUUUGCGCAGCUUCUCUAGUUUUUUCCUGGAGCGCUCUGUGAAGGAGAGAGAGCAGGCAGAAAAAUUGCUGGAAUACCAGAAUAUGAGAGGCGGUCGCGUUCUCCUUCAGCCCAUCGCUAAACCCAGCAGGCAGGACUGGCGAGGUGGCCUGGAUGCCAUCACCUUCUCCCUGGAGUUUCAGAAAACCCUCAACACGUCCCUCCUCGAAGUGCACCGUGGUGCCAACACACACACUGACCCCCAUCUGUGUGACUUCCUAGAGCAGCACUUCCUGUCCGACAGCCAUGACACCAUCAAGAAGCUGGGUGACCAUCUGGGCAGCCUGACCCGCCUCACUUCCUCCGAGACCCAUGGCUCCAUGGGAGAAUACCUGUUUGACAAGCACACCCUGUAAGACUCACAGCAAGAAGAGAGCACAGCUUUCACACAGGGACUGGAGUCUUGAGAGUUGCAUUUCCAUUACAAGUAGCACUAAAGUGGGAUUUAGCAAUAGAACCACAUACCUCUUACAGUACGUACAGAAAACAAUUUUAAGACCAUGGAACAGUUGAAUACCUCAACACCCGUUUACCACUUCUGAUGUGAACAGUAGUUACCACUGACAAACAGAAAGGUGUAAUGGGUUCGCACUCAAAGAUAUGUCGCAUAAAUCUUACUAUUCAAUUUUAUUGAAAUUAUUUUCACUGCAUCAGUACAAAGACAUUUCGGCUUUUUUAAUUUUUUCUUUAUUUUACUAGGCAAGUCAGUUAAGAACAAAUUCUUAUUUUCAAUGACGGCCUAGGAACAGUGGGUUAACUGCCUGUUCAGGGGCAGAACGACAGAUUUGUACCUUGUCAGCUCGGGGAUUUGAACUUGCAACCUUUCGGUUACUAGUCCAACACUCUUACCACUAGGCUACUCUGCCGCCCUUUACAUCCUUCAGUGUGUAGGUACAAUUUUAUUUGAAUUCGAAACCGCAUUUUUAGAGAACAACCGAUGAGCAGCAGGUACCUCUGAUCAGGGUUGCCACUCAUCUGCCAAUCAGGUAUGUGUCUUUGCUGGCCAACCUGUAUGCAAAUUAGUCACAGAGUAAUACAGAAUUAUAGGAUAUGGGAGUGGGCACGAAGGGCAACCGCCCCAGGUGUCCGUUCACCUAAACAACUCUGGUGCUAUAAGUCAACUUUGUUUCUGCCAUAGAGUUGAUCAAGCAUUCCAGCAGUAAAUAUGCUUCAUUGUGUUGUGCAUUCCUACAUACAGUGGGGGGAAAAAGUAUUUAGUCAGCCACCAAUUGUGCAAGUUCCCCCACUUAAAAAGAUGAGAGAGGCCUGUAAUUUUCAUCAUAGGUACACUUCAACUAUGACAGACAAAAUGAGUAAAACAAAUCCAGAAAAUCACAUUGUAGGAUUUUUAAUGAAUUUAUUUGCAAAUUAUGGUGGAAAAUAAGUAUUUGGUCAAUAACAAAAGUUUAUCACAAUACAAUGUUAUAUACGCUUUGUUGGCAAUGUCAAACGUUUUCUGUAAGUCUUCACAAGGUUUUCACACACUGUUGCUGGUAUUUUGGCCCAUUCCUCCAUGCAGAUCUCCUCUAGAGCAGUGAUGUUUUGGGGCUGUUGCUGGGCAACACGGACU
Molecule: messenger RNA, 4449 nt
Organism: Oncorhynchus gorbuscha (pink salmon)
Lineage: Eukaryota; Metazoa; Chordata; Actinopteri; Salmoniformes; Salmonidae
Product: Ferritin, lower subunit-like
Exons: 5
Coding region: 2711-3235 (174 amino acids)
Biological process (GO): intracellular iron ion homeostasis; iron ion transport
Cellular component (GO): cytoplasm
Molecular function (GO): ferrous iron binding; ferric iron binding
Source: RefSeq, a predicted model, not a curated record